This is a messenger RNA of Cavenderia fasciculata, 1077 nucleotides long. RefSeq lists its product as uncharacterized. Gene Ontology annotation, molecular function: protein binding. The coding region runs from base 1 to 1077 and encodes 358 amino acids. The record is from RefSeq and is a predicted model, not a curated record. The transcript is spliced from 3 exons. NCBI's taxonomy places the organism in Eukaryota, Evosea, Eumycetozoa, Acytosteliales, Cavenderiaceae.
AUGUCUACUAGUAGUAUAACAUUUAUUACAAUUUUUAGACUCUCAGUUACAAGACAUGUGAUAUUCAACCAAAUAGAAGAGAUAUCGAAUCAAAUUAGUCAAAACCAACAACAACAACAACAACAAUCAAAAAGAAAAAGGAAUGAAUCAAGAAAAGGAAAAGAGAUUAUAAAACUUAAAGAUUUUGCAAUGAUUGCAGAUUAUGCAAUGCCAUGGGACUUUAUAAAACACUAUUUACCAGCAUAUGCUAUAGAUCAAGAUGGUUUUCAACCAAGACUAAAAACCAUCUCUCGCUAUUGUAGACACCCCAAUGCUACAUUAUCGACACUAGAACAUCUUUUAGAAUGGUCACCAGAUUAUCAUCCCAACAAGGAAAAGGAUAUUCCCAAAGGAACCAAUCAAGCAUGUAGAAUUGCAAAGGCAGGCCACACAGACAUACUAGAACUACUUGUCAAAAGAUACCCAAAAAUGGAUUUAGAAUUCUCAAUGUCAUCUGCAAUUAAACGUGGACAUUUAUCAACUAUACAGUUCUUAAAUACUUGUAAAAGAGUACGUUGUUCUACCUUUCAAAUAGAUUAUGCCGCUAAAUUUGGACGAUUUGAUAUUUUAAAAUUCUUACAUGAAAAUAGAACUGAAGGUUGUACUGUUAAUGCUUUGGAUAAUGCUGCUUCAAAUGGCCAUUUGGAUAUUGUAAAGUUUUUGCAUGAAAAUAGGACUGAGGGUUGCACAAAGAAAGCUAUGGAUGAAUCUGCCAAGAAUGGAUAUAUUGAAAUAUUAAAGUUUUUACAUUUAAAUCGUACAGAAGGAUGUACAACAAAUGCAAUGGAUUUUUCUGUGAUUAGUGGUAGAACAGAUAUUGUAAAGUUUCUAAACGAGAAUAGAACAGAAGGAUGUACCAAUUUUGCACUUACAGUUAAUCCAACCGACUCUGACCCUCAUUUUGAAACGAUUCAUUAUAUUUUAUCCAACAAACUAAUCAACAGUUUCAUGAUCCAAAAAUUACAAGAAGCCAAUUCACCAUAUUAUGAAAUUAUUCGAGUUGUUGCUAGACAUUUUAAUACAACUUAUCAUAAUUAG